Acomys russatus (golden spiny mouse) is the source of this 630-nucleotide messenger RNA. RefSeq names its product NADH:ubiquinone oxidoreductase subunit AB1 (gene Ndufab1). The coding region runs from base 50 to 520 and encodes 156 amino acids. Gene Ontology annotation, molecular function: acyl binding; acyl carrier activity. Gene Ontology annotation, cellular component: mitochondrion. The transcript is spliced from 5 exons. NCBI's taxonomy places the organism in Eukaryota, Metazoa, Chordata, Mammalia, Rodentia, Muridae. Gene Ontology annotation, biological process: fatty acid biosynthetic process. The record is from RefSeq and is a predicted model, not a curated record.
CAGCUUCGGCGGGAGGCCACGGCGCAGUGCAUCCUGGGUUGGGGUAGCCAUGGCGGCUCGUGUCCUUUCCUCCUGUGUCCGCCGCCUGUCCAUGGCCUUUGCGCCGCUACCGCGACUUCCCACUCUGGCCUUGUCCCGGCCGCUCAGCACCACUUUCUGUCCUGAGGGAAUCCGCAGGAGACCGGGGACUCUGCAGCCUGCCUUGGCCCUCGCGCAGGUGCCUGGAAGGGUCACACAUUUGUGCCGCCAGUACAGUGAUGCACCCCCACUAACAUUAGAGGGGAUCAAAGAUAGAGUUCUGUAUGUCUUGAAACUCUACGACAAGAUUGACCCGGAAAAGCUCUCAGUAAAUUCCCACUUUAUGAAGGACCUGGGCUUAGACAGUUUGGACCAAGUGGAGAUUAUUAUGGCCAUGGAAGACGAAUUUGGGUUUGAAAUUCCUGAUAUAGAUGCAGAGAAGUUAAUGUGUCCACAAGAAAUUGUAGAUUACAUUGCAGAUAAGAAGGAUGUGUAUGAAUAAAUUACCAGAGCCACUUUCCUCACUGAGAGGACUCCGAGGACACACCAAUGGUGGCUGACCAACCGUGGUUCUUUUGAACUUUUAUUUAAAUUGUCUGAGUGUUUUACCCU